GGACGAAGCAAACCAUCAAACAACUCAUCUAGUGUGAUAUAUCUUGGCCAGAUACCCUACGAAUGGGAUGUCAAUGUUAUCAAGAGCAUUGUCAAAGGCAGUGGCCAAGUGACUGAUGUUAGAAUCAAAAUGGAUCAUGGUAAAAAUAAAGGUUUUUGUUUCAUUGAAUAUUCAACUUCAUUCGAUGCAAGAAAAGCUUUGACACUACUAUCUCAAAUCAAGUAUAAAGGUAAAAGCUUUAGAGUAGAAUUAUCCAAGGAGGGCUUGAGGACUUUUGGACCAACCCAGCCAAAAAGCUCUUUGAAACUAGAUAGAAGAUUUUUGCCUGACAAUAUUACUUUUCCGAAUGAUAUGUUGUUAGACGAUGAGAAUAUUCCAUAUAGUCAAAUGCAAAAUCAGCAAAUGCAAUUCCAAAACAGCAGUUUGCCUUUAAACCCAGUGAACUUGAUGAAUUCUAACAAUUCUGCUUUUCCCAAUAUCUCCAAUAAUGCCAACAUCCCCAACACUACUAUCCCAAAUAUUCCCAAAAAUGUAAAAUCAAUAACAAAUGCUGAUCUAUUAAAUGCCAUUAACGUUUUACCUUCGUUUGAUGAAUCUGUGUUCACAAUUCCUCCAAAUGAUCAGAUAUCUUUGAAUUUAUCCAAAACUAGACCUCCUCAAGUAAUUCAAAUGAUCUCGUUUUUGAAAAAUUUAUUGAUUGCUCAAAAUGUUCAAGCUGCUUCGGAUUUGCUUAAAUUGUCUUCUGAAUUAACUAUAUCUAUAUCACAAGCUCUAUUUUUAAUGGGUUUAAUUGAUACCGACACGAUAGAAAAAGCUGCAGUUUUAACCAGUAAUACCUUGCAACAAAAACAACAGGAGCAACUGCAGCAACAACAGCAGCAGCAGCAACAGCAGCAGCAGCAACAACAGCAGCAACAACAAACAUCCUUUUAUCCCCAACAAAUGAAUCAGCAAAUGAACCAGCAAAUGAAUACACAGUUUCCACAACAAAUGCCCCAGCAGAUUCCCCAGCAGAUGGGCCAAAUUAAUCAGCCACAACCUCUGCAAAUAAAUCAAGUUAACCAGCCACAGCCUCAGCAGCCCUUCUUGCCUCAAGUUCCUCCAAAAGUACGCUCUUCAAUUCUACAACCUCCAUCACCACAAUUUUCUAAUCAACAGUUUUCUUAUCAGCAAUUUUCCAAUUCAUUAGCUUUGCCUCAAAAAAAUUUUUCUGGUCCCUCUAUAGUCUCUUCUCCUUCAUACGUGAAACCAGAAUGGGCUAAUUUACCUCAGAAAACCAUUGAAAAACUAUCAACUCUCGAUGUAAAUCAAGCGGAUUUAAUUGCAAAAGUCUUGCAAUUGCCAGAAAGUGCCCUAGGCACUUUAAAGCCCGAUGUCUUAGCUGCAUUUAAGGAAAUCAGAAAUCAGUAUUUAUGAAAAGAACAACAAUAUCAUUAAUUAUAUAGUUAUAUAACCAUUUUUUAUUUUUUUUUGAUUGUAAUCUAUAUCAUUUUUUGGCAUUCUUUUUUAUUUUUGC
Molecule: messenger RNA, 1516 nt
Organism: Ascoidea rubescens DSM 1968
Lineage: Eukaryota; Fungi; Ascomycota; Saccharomycetes; Ascoideales; Ascoideaceae
Exons: 1
Coding region: 130-1416 (428 amino acids)
Cellular component (GO): mRNA cleavage and polyadenylation specificity factor complex
Molecular function (GO): mRNA binding
Source: RefSeq, a predicted model, not a curated record